Molecule: messenger RNA, 309 nt
Organism: Penicillium lagena
Lineage: Eukaryota; Fungi; Ascomycota; Eurotiomycetes; Eurotiales; Aspergillaceae
Exons: 2
Coding region: 1-309 (102 amino acids)
Source: RefSeq, a predicted model, not a curated record
AUGGCGUCAAUCAUAACUUCCCUCAAGGACCUCAUCAGUUCUGUCUUUGAAGUCAUAUUUUCCGUGUUCAACAGCGCGUUCAAUGCAGUCUUCGGGCUCGUAGCGGCCAUUGCUCACUUUUUCGUUGGCACUUUCAGAAUGGUGCUACAUGGGGCGGGAAAUAUCUUGGAAGCCGCAGGUGGAAUAGGAAAAUUUAUUGCUAGCAAUAUUGUUGUCAUCGCAAUUAUUGCCGGCUGUAUCUACGGCUUUCUGCAGUAUCAGGGUCGUCAAGGACGCCCCGCCAAGGCUGGAAACAAGAAGUUGAAUUAG